Molecule: messenger RNA, 2268 nt
Organism: Aspergillus niger
Lineage: Eukaryota; Fungi; Ascomycota; Eurotiomycetes; Eurotiales; Aspergillaceae
Exons: 4
Coding region: 1-2268 (755 amino acids)
Biological process (GO): mitochondrial RNA 5'-end processing
Cellular component (GO): mitochondrial envelope; mitochondrion
Source: RefSeq, a predicted model, not a curated record
AUGUAUCGGGCCACCCUGCGGUCUGUCUCAGACCCUUUGCGCGAGCAUGUCUGUCUUUCAUGCUUAGCUCGCGGCCUCGAAGCCCAGCCCUGGGCUCGCCGCUUCCACACCGCGCCCAGGUUGCGCUCCCAGGCCACCGAGUCUUCUUCCACUGUCGCCAUUGAAGAGCAACUGAAGGCGCUGGAGAAGAACCUCCCGGAUAGAAGGACACCCGCCCAUGUGAAAAAGUCCCUACGGACGCAAAAUCCCAAGUCACCUCAAAAUGCAGACAAGAAAGCGGUCCGAAAGGCCGCCAAGCAAGAAGCGAUGAAAGUACGCAAGAAGGACCCUGCAAACCAAGCAGCCGACGCCGAGACUCCGAAGGAGGAGAACAAACAACCGGAGCAGAAGGACAAGAAGGACCAAAAAGCUCGCGCGCAGCAGAAGACUUCUCCUGACUCCUCUACAUCUCCCAAGCCGCAGGUAUCGGUCAGUCAGCUUUACCAUUCCACUUGGACUAGCCAGGGUCUAACUCAAUGCCAGGCCAACAAGCAGUCUACCAAACUACAGCUCCCUGUUCCAAUUACCGGAAAGGACACCGGCAAGAUCAAUGCAGACCGUGACUCCGUGAAAGCCCUCGAUGUUGAGACCCCCGAAGUUCCGCAACUAGCCUAUGGGCUAGACAGAGUGCUGUUCAACCCGGGAGUCUAUCAUCUUCGGGAUCCGCGAUCGCGCGUUUACAAUUUCGAUCCAUACCUUGGCUCCAUUAUGCCUGUCACCGAAUUCGAUUUUGAAGCGUUGAAGGAGUACAUCACCUCAUCCAAGGACGAGCAGCUGCGGAGCCUGGCGCAGAAGGAGAAGAAGAAGUACAUUGGCUCCUCUUCCAGUAUGACAUCCGUUCUGUCGCACUUCCACUACCUCCUGUCCUACUGGAGAGAGGUCAAUAUCCAACAAGUGUCGCGGGGCUUUCAGGAAAGGUUGCGGACCUUCACGCGACUCUUGCGAGCUCCCUCGGCCAUGUUUCUGCGCUACCAGAACGGCGUCUAUGCCAUCGAUGCCGACAAGGAACACGAUACGGCCAACAUUCUCAUGAACCUGGGUAAAUCGAUGGAGAAGCUUUUGACCAUGCCAAAGGAGGAAUUCGAGCGCUACCGACGAUCUAGCUCCAACAAGAUCUCCGCGGAAGAGGAGCAGGCAGUGCCCGAAGCCUACCACUACUCGACAUACGGCGAUUUCCUGAUGCGUUCACAGCUGGAUGCCUACGACCCGCGGCUCCCCGGCACCGGCAUGUUCGAUCUGAAGACCCGGGCGGUGGCAUCCAUCCGCAUGGACGCCAAGAACUUCGAGCACGGCCUGGGCUACGAGAUCCGGAAAGCCCAUGGCACGUACGAGUCGUAUGAGCGCGAGUACUACGACAUGAUCCGGGCGGCGCUCCUCAAGUACUCUCUCCAGGUGCGCAUCGGCCGCAUGGACGGCAUCUUCGUGGCCUUCCACAACAUCGAGCGCAUCUUCGGAUUCCAGUACCUCAGUCUGCCCGAACUGGACAUGGCAUUGCACGGCCAAUACGACACCGCCUUGGGAGACCGGGAGUUCCUCCUGAGUCUGCAGCUCUGGAACAAGGUCCUCAACAAGGCGACGGCCCGAUUCCCCAAACAAUCUCUCCGCUUCCACUUCGAGACCCGUGACUCCACGGCCGGUCCACCCUACAUGUACAUCUUCGCCGAGCCCGUCACAGACGAGGAAAUUCACGCGAUCCAAACGAAGAAUCAAGCCGAAAUCGACGCCUACCAGCGCCGCGUGCUUGACCUACCCGGUCGCGCCAACGAAGACGACGACACAACAACAAACGACACCGAAGACAUCCCUGCCGACUUCGAGUCCUCCAGCCCCGCCGACGACCUGGCCGAAGACUCAGCCACAACCAAGUCCGAGACCUCCCAGGACGAAGCCGAGACGACCCCAGGCAAAGAAAUCAUGGGCUUUGCCCUCACCGUCCGCAACAUCGUGGACGGUGAAUACGUGGACCGCCCGAUCCAGUUCCAAUCCCCUAACAAGUGGUCCGUUGACUACGAACUGAACCACCUUGACAGUUCCAAGUGCUGGAAACUCUACAAUGCCUGCCAAGAACGCCGCCGGAAGGCACUCUCCGGCCGCGGCGAGGACGAGACUGAUGUUGCGGCCAAUACGUAUAUUCGCCGCCUUCGCGAAUACGCCAAGAAAGGUCGCAAGUACCGCAAGGAGCAGAAUAAGCUGGAUGAACAGGAGAAGCUGGUCGUUUUGCGCGAUUGA